Molecule: messenger RNA, 20844 nt
Organism: Bombus terrestris (buff-tailed bumblebee)
Lineage: Eukaryota; Metazoa; Arthropoda; Insecta; Hymenoptera; Apidae
Gene: dati
Product: zinc finger protein 853
Exons: 14
Coding region: 5701-8766 (1021 amino acids)
Biological process (GO): regulation of transcription by RNA polymerase II; central nervous system development
Cellular component (GO): nucleus
Molecular function (GO): RNA polymerase II cis-regulatory region sequence-specific DNA binding; DNA-binding transcription factor activity, RNA polymerase II-specific
Source: RefSeq, a predicted model, not a curated record
UGUACGCGUAAGAUAUUCAAAGUGUAUCGAGAAAACGCGGUUGGCAUCGGAGGCGGUUGAACGGAGAGCAGGUCGAGGGUCUCGUUUUGGCCGAGAAGGCGGACAAUCGAAAGAAAGAAGGCAAGAUCAGGGCCAGAAGACAAAUGUCUUCCUACGCGGAGGCCGGUCGGUUCUAUCAGGGUAGUCGAUCGAGUUGAUUCGCACACACACACACAGAGAGAGAGAGAGAGAGUGAGUGAGAGAAAAGGGGGAAGAAAGGUGGAACGAAUGAAAACGAGACGGAUUGAAGAGAGAAGGAGAGUCGCGGCGCGGCGCGGCACGGCACGGCACAACUGGCCGCCAAGAUGCAAGUACACGUGCACGUCGUAUGCACCGACUCGAGUAUUCUUCUGUGUCGGCUGGUUCGUCGAGGUUCCAGCUGCCGAUCGGGAUCAGGGGGAAUCGGGAUCGGGAUUGGGAUCUAAAAUGUUACAUGAACGUGUGCACGUACGUAGGUGCAAUUGGUCGUUCGUUCGCUCGUUCGCCCGUUCGUUCGUUCGUUCGUUCGUUCGUUCGUUCGCUCGCUCGCUCGCUCGUUCUCUCGAACGGCCCGUGCGAACGCUAUCCGGUGCAUAUGUGCGCAUGCAGCUCGCGAUCCACCCACCCUUCGCAAAAGAGCCUCGACUCUCACCUGUUUUUACCCUGCCGCCGGUUCAUUUGUAAUUUAAAACGAGCCUCGAUUGCCCAAUGCCCGGUCUCCCCCUCCCAGCGUCCACACAUAUCGCCUUAGUCCAUAAAUUCGUGCGUAUUUUUCCCGUCGUAAAAGUUUGCCGGCUACUUGAAAAAUAUCGCCGGGUAACCCGCGGUCUACCCGGUUAUUUGAUCGUAGAUAGCUCUCAUCGGUUAGUAAACGGGGAAUUAGUAGAUAGGGUGCUUCCUCCGAGAGUCUGCUUCACGCUAUUGGUCGUUCGUUUCGCCAGAUUCGUCAACGAUUCUCUUACGAGGAACGUGAAACGAUUUGUAGAUCGAACGUUGUAUCGCGUACGUUGCGAAACGCAAGGGAGGAACCGUACGUACUUUCUCUUUCGCAACCUCGCCGAAAUUCCUACGUCGGUAACAGGCUGUCGCGACCGGAAGUUCGAUCGCGAUCGUGGUACAGGGCCCCCUCGUUUCGUACACACCCCCGCGCCGCAGUUUUGCGUGUUUAUGCAGAUGCCCGAUGGAAAAAUGCUCGUACGUACGGUUACCGACAUCUGUCAGAUUCGCCGGCAGAUAGAUCGAGAGGCACGUGUCGACGUCUCCAAAACAGCAACGUUUCUCCAUUGAACUGGUUCGAUCUUCUUCUAUCUCCCUUCCUCUAUCUUCUACUCUCGGCGACGACGAAACGAAAAGGUCAGGUGAUCCGCGGCAUCGUCCCUCUCUCUCUCUCUCUCUCUCUCUCUCAUCUAUCUAUCUAUCUAUCUAUCGCACUCUCGAACUCUUUGAACUCGCGCGAGAAGGAAAGCUCGAGGUCCAUCGAGCACGAAUCUUCACGCACGGUUAGGCGUUUGCACGUGCGUGUCGCGCAAGGGUAGCAAAGGGGUCGAAGGCAGCGGGAACGAAGAAUCCACGGACGGGCGGCACUUUCUUGCGGCAACUUUCGUCCACCUGAAGCGUGGAAAGCGUCUGGCGGCUAUCUAGGCGGUGAACGGUAUGGAAUAGGGUGGACGCUGUGUACGAGGCGACGCAGCACGCGGCCGUGGGGUUGGAGCGGAAAAAAACGAGGGUUAGCUUCUCCGCCCCCUGGACUCACACUUCCACGUGUACGCCACGUGGAAAAAAGGACGAGACCGACGUAAAAAUGCGACGCGUGGGGAUCGCCGGCCGGUGGUGGGGGUGAAAGCGGCCGAACGAAGGAAGGGAAAAGCGGGCAGAGGAAAGGACAGAACUCUCGAAGGGUGGAGGGUGUUCCGCGCGGGAGUAAGUGACAGCUAGAAAGAGGAGAAGAAGGAGAGUAGAGGGGAAAGACGUUGCCGUGGCAGGAAGGGAUGGAGAGCUUGGAGGAUGGUGGGGGCAGACACGUUAGACGAGAAAGGGAAGGGAUCGUCUAUUUGACGAGGAGGGUGCGUAAGACGAGUAGGAUGACCAUCGACCAGCCUCGGCUAUGAAACGAACAUCGGCGCCUCUGUUGAAAAGUCGACGUCCUGCUCGAGGUCGACGAUCUAUCAUUCGAUCGAGAUCAUCGCGAGACGGAAACGAGCCACCCUCCUUCUCGGCUAAUUGUCGGAAUUUAUAGCACGUAACGCAGCGAGCGCGCCACUAACGGCCACGGCCACGUAACGUCCGUACACGACGCUACGCGUUUACGACGAGAAAGACACGUGGCGUAAAAACUUUCGAUCGACGAGGAAAAAUCCGAUUCGAGGGGUUAGCCAGCGAGGAGCCAGCGGGAAAGGAUAAAAAAGAAAGCGCGUUCCACUCCCCCUCGUUCUGGUUAGUCACGCGUGUGUGGCCAUACGAAGCAUAAGGGAGGAGGCCAUUUUUAUACGACGGUCCCCUUCUUUUUACGCGUACCUCAGACUGCAGCUACACACCCCCUUACACGAGCCCUCGACAAGAAUUUUUCGGUCAGUCGAAUUCAUCGUGUCGUUACGUUCGCACGGUUGUAUAUACGAUAGAUCUAGGGUUAAAGGAGAUACGAAAGUUAAAGGAAAAAAGAAAGAUAGAAAUAGAACAGAGACAUACCGCGGUACGCGUUCCAGUUCUCGCAUCUCACGAGCUUCGGAUGCUACUUUCAAGGGCGAUCUUGGACGAACUUUGGAAGAAAAGUAGGCGCGUGUUUAUGUUGCCGUAGGAACGCGAGGGGGCGCGUCAGGGACGGAGGGAGAGGCAGCAUCGGCGAUUCAGGUACACGGACGAGGAUGAUCAGAGUUCUUGGAUCCUGCGUUUCCGCAGCGUUUUCUCGAGAGGGAGGAUAGAGGAGGCACGGCGGAGAAACGGAAACGUCGGCGAAAAAGGGAAGGAUAGAUAGAUCCGGUGGAGGGAAGCUUCGAGCGGGAGACGCGUUGCAGCAAGAGAUUCCCGCGCAGGAGAGGAAGACUGGACAAAGCGGAAGAAGCAGAAUAAGACGAGCAAAGCAGAAGAAGCGGAGGAACACAGGAGUAAAAGAAGAGCGAAAGCGAGACGCGUAGAAGCGGGGUUGCGACGGAAGUGAUUCGAUAACGAAAAAGGAAAGAGGAAGGCAGAUAGAGCGAGGCAGAAGGGAAGAGAGAAGAGAAAGGUGGAUCAAGAAGAAUAACAUUAAGAGGAAGAAGGUGCAGGAGAAGCAGGAGGAGAAGAAGAAGAGAAAGAGAAAGAAGAAAGAGAAUAAGAAGGAGAGGAAAGAGAAGAUCCGGGAUAAGGAUAGAUUUGGAAGAGGGUAAAGGAAUCAAGUGAAAGCAAGAAGUCGGUAGAGCAAGGAGGAAGGAAAAGGAAGAAAGAAGAGAAGAAGCUCGUUAGAGAGAACCUCGCGCCGCAUACAUAUAUAUUUCAGUGUGUUCAAAAAACGAGUGUACCUAAGUGCAAUAUUAUUAAAGCUAAACGAUAAUAAGAAGCAACCACAACUACCAUCGACGAUAUCGGUAACGACGAGCGGUUAAUCGAUAAUCGAAUAGAAUUCCUUUUAAAGAGUUAAAAACCCUAGAGUCGCAUUUCGAGGAGGAGUCGUGUGAACAGACGCGAAACAAACAGGACGAAGGAUCGUAUAGGAGUGGACGCGGGCACCGCUAAAGCUGUAAACGAAAGGAGAAUCGGCGAUCGGUAGCGGCGGAUGCCAGCCACAGCGUCUUCGACACACGCUGUGCAGACGGAGUGACCGAAAUCCCGACAGAGGAGAACUGCCGUCCCGGUUCAAAGAAAUCACACUACGUAUCACACACGGCCGACGCGCCAGUCCCUUUUCCUUCGGCAUUCGACGAAAGGGCCUGCACGUUCGCACACACGCACACACACGCACAUCGACAUAACGGGGCUACUAACUACUCAGGGCAAAGCGGGACGAGCAGUAUCAUCCGCCAAGUGUGAUUUCUCACCCGGCAGCACAGACUGCCUCUACGACACAUACUUCGGCCAACAACAGAGAGUCUCGCGUCUGCACGGACUGUCCUUCUCGUUCACACCGUCCGGGCUGGGCAAUCCUGAAUUUUAACCUGAACUUAAGUGUAUGAUAGACUUUAAGUUAGAUAGAACAAAGAAAUAGGCUGUUCUCCGCUGACGGAGGACGUCCAAUCGCGCGCGCAUCGAUUCAUCAGGCACACACACGUCCGCACGCACACACGCGCGCGCUCUACCACAUAUAUAUACACACACACGCACACAUACGCGCACACACGUAUACACACACAAACUCGCGCGCGCGCACCCACGCACGCACGCACACUCACACGCACACGCACGUACGCGCGCGCACGCACUAAAACGGGCGCGCGCACACGCGUAGAAGAAACACGUACGUAUCAGAACGUUAAUGCACGUUAGUGGAAGGAGGAUCUGAGGAGGAAGAAGACGAAGAAGAAGAAGAAGAAGAGAAAGAAGAAGCUGCUAGAAUCACCGAACUGCGGAGACGCUUGUACACGGUCAGCGAGAGAUAUAAAGAGCUAUCGGUAUCAAUAUCGGUGAUCGAGUUACGGGAGACGGGUUUCGAAAGAUCGAGAAAAGUGGAAGGGCCAUCGAUCGUAGAGAGAACAACGGAUCGGUGGUGCUUGCGAAUAAGACGAAGAAGACCGGGGAGGAGCCAACGACGAGACAAGUGAGGAAAGAGGCCGAGUGGCGCAAGAGGCCGUGGUACCAAGGCAGAGUGAGAAACGGCCGAAGCAGAGGCAAAAAAAAAAAAGAGCCAAGAGGUGUAUCGAGGGAAAGAGUUUCAUGAGCCAAGUAGCGGGAGGCGGCAGCAGCAGCAGCAGCAGCAGCAGCAACAACAACAGCAGCAGCAGCAGCGGCGGCAGCCCCGGGAAGUCGAAGCAGGUGGCGAGUAAGUGACGUUGCCGGCCGCCCACGUCGAGCGAGGAUCGUUGUCCUUAAGACGAUCCUGGGCUAAGAAGAGCGCGAUACAGCGGAGAGAAAGAUAGGAAGGAACGGCGGCGAGCGCGGAAGUGUGCCGGCCGUCGAGCUGCUUACCGAAAGGGGUGCGAAAAAGCGGGCAAGCUGCGCCGGAAGGGGGUAGCCCGGGCUUCUCGCGAAGGCCUCAAAAUUUCGGACGCGACGGCGGCCCUGGACCUACGUGCCCAGACGCAAACCCAACCCGACUUUGGCUUGGACCACCACCAACAACAGAAUCACCAUCAACACCAACAGCAGCAGCAGCAACAACAACAGCAGCAGCAGCACCAACAGCACCAGCAGCAGCAACAUCAGCAGCAGCAGGGCCAAAAUCCAGAUUCGCGACCACACCAUCACCUUCAGCAGCAUCAUCAUCAUCAGCAUCAUCCCGGAAAUCAUCUCCACUCUGGCGAUUCGGGGGGUGGGAUAGGAGGUGGAGGAGGUGGCGGUGGAGCCGGUGGAGGUGGCGGUGGCGGAAGUGGCGGCGGUGGAAGUGGCGGUGGUGUUGCUGGUGUUGGUGGAGGAGGGUCGGCCGGGCCCGAGGUUGACAGAUCCGUCAGGAUCCACGACGAGGACGACGAGGACAUCACCGAGAGGGAGGACGAGGAGGAAGACGAGGAUCCUUGCAGCUCGCCCGAACCGGACCUCGAAAACGAGCCGGAGCCCAUGGAGGUCCAAGCCUCGGCCGUCACAGCGGCGGCCGCCAAUCUUCACGCGCUGCGACAGCAUGUUUUCAAAAUGUCGGACUACUGGCAACAACCGCAACGGGGUCCGCCUCAACAUUCGCCGGGCAUACAGCACAGCCCUAUCUCCAACUCGACUCAACAGCAAGUGCAACAGAUGCACAGCCCUCUUGGUCAGCAGCAGCAGCAGCAGCAGCAACAACAACAACAACAGCAGCAGCAGCAACAACAACAGAACGUCUCGCAGGUGCAGCAGACCGCUAACGCGACAUUAGGACAGACCGCCAGUCCGCAACAGCAGAUGCAGCAACAACAACAGCACGCGAUGUCCAUGGGCCAACAAACGGCUCAAGGAGCGCAGCAUCAGUCUUCGCCGGCACCGACGACGCCCUCGCCGCAGGCCGACCAUCAGGGCGCCAUCACGUCCAGCAUGGCUCAGAGUCUUCACAGUCUCGCACAAGCACAACAAAGCAUGUCCCAAGCCUCGAGUCCGUCGUUGGCCGUUCAAGCGGUCCAAGCGGCUCAGGCUCUCAAUCAGAACCUGGGGCAGGCGUUGACUCAAGCCUUGACGCAGAACAUGCAACAGAACCUAGGGCAAACUCUGCAGCACAAUCUCGCGCAAAGUCUGACCCCGAGUCUGUCUCCCCAACAGCAGCAACAGUUGCUGAAUCAGCCGCAGAACUUGAGCCAGGCAAGCCAGAACCUGCAACAAAAUAUCCAAAGUCAGGCGCAGAAUUUGUCGCAGACGUUGCAGCAACAGGCGCAGAAUUUGACCCAGAACCUCGGCCAGAGCUUGAGUCAACAGGCGCUGCAACAACAGGCAGCGCAAAACCUUACGCAGAAUUUGCAACAACAGGCUCAAAAUUUGACGCAGAACCUGCAACAGCAGGCGCUCAACAUGGCGGGCAGCAUCGCUCAGAACGGAGCCCUCGCCGGGAUGAACAUGUCGGCCAACCAACAACAGAACUCCCAGAACUCGAUGCUAAGUCCGGGCGCGACCAGCCAAGACUCCCACGAUGCCAGUCUGACUGAAAAGCUUGUCAACGAGCUGCAGUCUCGUGCCUCUGCGGCGGGACUUGGAGGUGCGGGAGGCGCCGGCGGAGGCGGAGGAAUGGGCAACAUCAGCGAACGCACCCUCGAGGAAUGCUGGUCCACCCUGCAACGAUUCUUCUCGCAGAUCUUCAUGCACAAGAGCGCGAUGCAGAUGCACGCGAGGGAGCUCGGCGCGGCGGGUGCACUGACGGGGAGAGCUGGCGGCGGCGUGGCGGGCGGACUGGCAGGCCUGGGUCCGAUCGGCGUCGGGCCGGGCGGCAUGAUCGCCGGCAACGAGGUAAAGCCACACCAGUGCCAGCAAUGCCUCAAGUCAUUCUCCAGCAACCACCAGCUCGUACAGCACAUCAGGGUCCAUACUGGCGAGAAACCGUACAAAUGCAGCUAUUGCGACCGCAGGUUCAAGCAGCUCAGUCAUGUACAGCAACAUACCCGCCUGCAUACGGGUGAACGUCCGUACAAGUGCCAUCUACCGGAUUGCGGGCGGGCAUUCAUUCAAUUAUCGAAUUUGCAGCAACACCUUCGAAAUCACGACGCUCAGGUGGAACGGGCGAAGAACCGGCCGUUCCAUUGCAACAUCUGCGGCAAAGGCUUCGCCACAGAAUCCAGCCUUCGUACCCACACGUCGAAGGUCAGUCAUUGUUCCAAGUACCCAUGGCAACGAUUAAAGGAGUUGCAACAGCGUGUUGUGUUCCAGCAACACGCCGCCCUGAUCGGCGGCCCGAACGCAACCAGCUGUCCCGUCUGCCACAAACUCUUCCUCGGUGGCGAAGCUCUCAUGGAGCACAUGAAGCACACCCAUAAGGAUCCGAAUGCCUCCGGCGUUGCCAUUCCCUCCGCUGACUGCACAACCUCCGUUGCCGGGGUUUACCUAGCGAAGCGACGGACCGCCAACCACCCGUGUCCAGUGUGCGGAAAACACUACGUCAACGAGGGUAGUCUUAGGAAACACUUGGCCUGCCAUCCUGAGACCAGUCAACUUAGCACAAGCCUCAGGAUGUGGCCGUGCUCGGUGUGCCAAGCCGUCUUCACUCAUGAGAGCGGUUUGUUGAGUCACAUGGAGCACAUGAGGAUGGAUCCCAAGCAUCAGUUUGCGGCACAAUACGUUUUAAGUCGCGCCGCCGCCGAGAGGCGGGAGAGAGAAAUCCUUGCGUCUUCGAGUCUAGGUGCGGGAUUGGGUGUUUUGGGAAGCCAAACAGGCGGACCACAAAAUUUGCAACAACCGCCGAUGUGCCCUUCGCCGUCGGCUCAUUCGGACAGCAGCAGUGGAAACGGAAGAUUAUCGUCGGCCGGUAGUGAACCUGACUUUUGCGCAGGUACCGGUCUGCUCAACAACAACAACAAUAACAACAACAAUAAUAUGGCGUCGCCGGGGCCGAGUGGCAACAAGCUGAGCGAGAUGCUACGAGCAGGAAGUCAACCAGGCUCCGCGCAACAAUACCACGACGAGAUGCAGUCGCAACAACAACGUAUGGCAGUGAUGGCCGCCGCUGUGUCAGCGGGUUUACAAAAUUCAGUGUCGCCGAAUCUAUCGCCGGUGGACAUGGCGUCCCUGGCGGCGGCAAUGAGGAUGGGAAACAACGGUGACAUGAGCGGCGGUGCGCAAGGAUCAACGGGACCGCAACAACAGGGAGUUCAAGCAACCGGACCAGAACAGACUCUGAGAAUGCACCAGGCGGAAGCGUUGCUGCGUUCUCAAGCCGAAGCCGCGCUCAGGCUGGCUGUGUCGCAGGCGGCAGCGGCGGCAGCCAGUUCCGCGGUUGGUGGUGACGUGAGACAUCAUUUGGGACAGCAUAACGGAGGCAGCACCUCUGGCAUGCCUGGACAUCACACGAACCAGCAGAUGUCUCAACAAGAUACCUUACCGCCUGACCUUGGGGAAGCGCUGCGAUUACAAGAACAGCGAUUAGAACAGGCCCUGAGGCUUCACGGUGAUCCUCGAGCCUUGAGUUUCACUCUCCAGCACGUCGUCAAUCAACAGAACAAUCAGCAACCAUGAAAAUUCAGUUACUACUGAGACGAGUGGACCCCUUGGACGUCGGAUCAGACGGGCCUGCAGCAAGUUGAGAGACUCAAUCAGCAACCUCUUCAAGGCGUUGAACGUUCGAUAACUCUCAACGACCAACAACAACAAGGUUCGUCUGGCAUCGGUCUUCAGCAACAACAACAACAACAUCAACAGCAGCAGCAGCAACAACAGCAACAUCAGCAGCAGCAGCAGCAGCAGCAGCAUCACCACCACCACCACCAACAGCAGCAGCAGCAGCAGCAGCAGCAUCAUCACCACCAUCAAUCGCAACAACAGCAACACCAACAACAGCAGCAGCAGCAGCAUCCUGAAGAUCGUGGUAUCAAGAGGAAGGCCGACGAUAUGAUCGGUAACUCUGACAACGUGUAAAGAGAACGACGUACAUGGACGAUAAACAGUGCGAACCGUUUGUCGUCUUCUACGUCGAUUCUAACAUAGAAGGCGUCCAAGUGAGGUCAUCCGCGAAAUUACUCCUGUCUCAGCAGUAGAAACGAAUUAUCCCAGUAAAUUAACUAAUUAUUAAGAGUCUGAAAAAGAACGAUUGCUUUUCAGAUUCUCGAGAAAAAAUCCUAUUUUCACUCGGUUAACGCGCGACGAUUGAAAGAGAUCGUCGUGAUCGGGCCAAUCGUGAAACUCUUCUCUUCGAUAGAACGAAGAAGGAGGGGGCAGGAUAACGGUCAUACGUAUCUAGAAAUCCGUUAGACGGUGCGUGACGAGAACAGCGGUGGCAAUGAUCUUUUAGCGGCACGCGAAAUUCUUCGCGUGUAUCACGUUGUUCCUACUCGAGUCCUGGAUCUAGAGUUCCUAGAACGACGACGCUCGCCGAACGAGAGGGCCGUCGCUCGUCGGAGGACGGCUCGCCGGUUUUCUCUUUCGGGCGACAUUGCUCGUUUCGUUGAGACGCUCUGUCAGAAUUCUCAGGACGCAUUGUUACAACCGCUGUUCCACAUCACCCCUGAAACGUGCCAUAAUAUAUCGAACGAAACUGCUAACCAACGCGCGCCUUGUCGUCCCUCGAGUCAAGGAAUGACUUCAGGCUGCGUAGAGUACUAUGGUUUUUUUUAGUACAAGAGCCAAACGUAGACUCGGGCAAGCUGGAUAGGUGACAAGCAAUCGUCUUCGUUCCAGCGGCCGGUCUAGGCUCAACAAACUAAACUAUAUAUAUACAUAUAUACAUACCUAGAAACCAGUUUAAGGUAUCCUUAAUCUUAGCUCCCGUAACGUUUAAGCGAGAAACAACGCGUCUGAUAUGUGCGUAAACGCGGCCAGGUGGAUCAGCUAAUCCUCGUACGUUCGUUGGUUAAAUACGCGUACACGUUAUCCCCUUCCCGUUUAUCGGACAAACGCGCAACAAGUUACAAAAACGGACGGUCUGAUCCGCGAGAAUCGUGCGGCGUGACGCGGCACGGCGAGUGGUACUCGUCGUCGCCCGUCCACUACGUUAGUGAUACACGAGUACACUGAGAGAAAUGAACACGAAAACUUGUUACACAGAAACACUAAACACCAACACAUCUAAUAUACACGCGAAAUAAAAAUCUACUACACGUAAGAAUAUAAAAAUGCGCGCAACUUGUGCUGGCCGGCAGCACGAAAACUAUUAGCUCGUAAGCGAACAAACAAAAUAUAAUUAUUACAAACAGUUAUAUUAUAUAUAUUAUAUAUACAUACAGAGAGAGAGUCUGGAGUGUACGAUGGAAAGAAAACGAAAAAAGAAUUCACACGAUGGAAUGGGAUAGGACGGGGGCCCGAGGAACGGGCCCCCCUCCUUUCGAUGUACUACACGUGCACAUUUUCAAAGAAUAAUCGUGAGAGUGUACGGGAGCAUUUUUCGUGAAACCAGCACGCCAGAUAAAUGACGAAGAACAAGGUGAAAAUAAGAAAGAUGAAGAUAAAAAAUGAUGAUGAAGAGAGAGAGAGAGAAAUAAAAAAAACUAAAUGCUAAAUAUUAUAUAUAUUAUAUAUAUAUAUAUAUAUAUAUAUAAAUAUUAUAAAUAAUAGAUAUAGGGUCUAUGAGACUAGGAUAAAUUAGGCGAAAGAGAAAAUCGAAUGAAUGGGUAGCGCGUGCCCGGGCAGUGGUACACGAUCGAGCCAAGAGCCACGUCGACGAAAGAAUGGAAGGGACGCGGACGAGAAUCGAGAGAGAUGCCAGAACGCGCACACGCGAGAAAGAUCGGGAGAAAGACGGGAGAAAGACGGGAGAAAGACGGAAGAAAGACGGAAGAAAGACGGGAGAAAGACGAGAGAAAGACGGGAGAAUGAGGAAAGAGCAAGGGAGCAAGAGAGCAAGAGAACACGUGCAAGAUUUCGUGAAUGAACGGCCUUGGGAUUGUCGCGUACGUGCAAGGGCACGCGAUCGAAUGAAAGAGAAGCUGCGCGAAAGAGAAUGCUUCGUGAGCAUCAAGGAGGAGAGAGUGCGAGAAUGAAGCGAAUGAGAGAUUUUAGAGUGGCGUGCUUCAGGUAAUCUGAGGUCCUGUGAUCGUUAUAAGCGAAAUAUUUUUUUAUUUCCGGGUAUAUAUCUGAACGCGUAAAAAUACUUGCGUCGUUUCGAACUUUUACUUGCAAUAUACCGUUACGUUCUCGCAAUACUUAGAAAGAAGAAGAAGAAGGAGAAGCAGAACAGAGGUGGAUCAUUGAAAAAAAGAAAUACGAAGAUGAGGAUGACGAGGGAGAGGAGAAGAAGAAGAAGAAUAUAUAGAAAGUCCGUAGGUUUGACCGUGGAGCGAACUUUAGAGACUCGGGCCAGCCCCUAACUCCUAAAUACCUCUUUGUAAUGCCCCAUCAAUUUCGACCCCGAUUCCCCUUUUCCCGACCUUUUAUGAAACUCCCGGACUGUCCGUACUUUCGAUGGGGUUUCUUUCGGCCAGACCAGAUCAGACCAGAUGAAACGAAACGUUAGACCGUAAAAAACCACACGCGCAUCCAAAAAGAAACGCGUUCCUCUCUUCCAACUCGAAUCUUCGUUUAAAGAAUAAGAACCGAUGCGGACGGUUAUUCGAAAUUCAACGUGAAAUUUGUUCGGCGAGAAAGGGAAAGACAGACAGAGUGAUAGACAGACAGACAGACAGACAGACAGACAAACAGACAGACAGACAGACAGAGAGAAAGAGAAACGGAAUGAAAAAAUUAGUGCGAAAAAAACGAUAAAGAGGUGGUCCAAAAGAAAAUUCUAAAGAAAAAUAUCAUCGAAAAGACGAUCGUUCAAACGACGAUUCACCUACGACACGUUCGAUUUCUUCGUUUCUUCGACUGGCAAUCGCGGACUGAAGAGUGCGGAAACGAAUGGUAGCGUGCCGAAUUUUUUCUUCCCCGUGACAUCGUACGUCGACCGCGUUGUUGUUGUUGUUGUUGAUCCCACCCUUCGGACAUUCUCGACGAGAUUUUCGUUCCGUGACCGGUUCGUACGAAUUUCCCCCGUUCCUCCACUUUUCUACUUUUCAUUCCCAUUAACUCCAUUAUCGCUUCUAUCCUUUGAACGAUUUUCCUAAUUCCCGGUAUCCCGAGGUAAAGAUAAAAAUAAACGAGAAGGAAAUUUUCCUGUCCUCGCGCUUGUUAAUUUCGAAAGUGAACCUUCCUAACGACCAAAGAGAGAGAAAAGAAUGAAGAGCAAAGAGAGAAUAGAAAUUGCAAAGAUGGAAGAAAAAUUUGGAAGAUCGCGAAAAGGAAAUUCUUCAACUCCGAAUUCUAUCCCAACUACUCCGUUUCUCUUCAGGGGAUCCCCCUUUUUAACCCCUUUGUUCGCCAAUUAUGAAAGUAGCCUAACGUCGUCAUCUUCGUUGAACGUAAAAGACACGCGCCGAGAAGCCGCCGGAUAGCCAGGCUUUUUCACCAUCUGGGUCGAGAGAAGAAAAGAUUGCUAAAAAGAUUCAUCGUCAAAGCUACAUUUAACGAUUGCACUCGCCUCGCGACCGGAACUCGAAGGAUUUGCCAUCGGUUGCACCAUUCGAGAAACACGAUCGUCUCGAAAGCUUUCAAAAGCGCAGUCCGAAGCCAACUAUUUCCCCUGUACGAUUCGAAUCUGACACGAACGAUCUGACACGAAGUAUGGCAAAUGGAACAAACAAGCAAAUCAAAAACGAUUACGUACCUGUGUCUUUGGAAUGCGCAAAAAAUAAAAAGAGAAUGAGGAUGAGAAGGAGAGGGAGAAGGAGAAGGAGAAAGAGAAAGAAGAAGAGAAAAAGAGAAAGAGGGAGAAAGGGAAGACGAAAGAGGAGGGGAAAAGGUCACCUCGAGUUCUUGGUAGUGUGCAUGUGGGUCGAUCAUUGAUCGUUCUUAUUACAACAAUUUUUACGUUACAGGGCGUUUUUUCCUCGGAUUAAGUAGUAUGUAAAUACACCUUGAUAUCACAAGCAUAAACUGAGAAUUUACUGGUAAACUUAAAUCAAGUACAUAAUGCGAAAUAGGGUUAGUUUCUAUGUAAAUACCUAAAGCUGGACGAGUGCAUACACCUCGUUCACGCAACCAACGAUAAUCGUUUUUAUCGAACCAAUGCUUCUGUUCGUCAUCGGUGUACGCCUGGUCGUUGGUGAUCGCCCUUGUACAACCCGUUUGCCAAACAAUACCGUCGGCGAAAAUCAACGUGCGGAAGAAGAGGCGGGGGGUUUGAGCAAGAACGUUCUCCAAAAUGGGCGUCGCUGAUCGGGAAAUUUUUUUUUCUCGACACUGAUACACCCACACAGUUACACAUACACGCUCACAUACACACAGCAUUGCGAUGGAUUGUACAGCUACGAUAGGAUAGAUAAGUAAGCCUCAACACAAUUCUUCACACACUCGCACCACCGGCACCGACUAGCCUCCAAAUUAAGACAGGGACCAAACGUUUGGCGAACACAAUUUUUCCGACAAAUUUUCUUAACCGUAUACGUAGGAGAACGCGAACAACACUUUUUUCCAAAGCUAUUCAACGUUUCAGGCGCGAACGAUUCGUUUGUUUCGGCAAAGAUGCGGCGCCACUAUCGAAAUACAGAUAUCGCGGCAUUCGAAUACAGGGUCAAGUAGAACGAGCGGAUAAAAGUCGGACAUUUCGCGGCUAGAUGACUGGCUAAAAAUUCGGAAUUAGGCAACGAUCAGCAAUCAUUUGGUAAUCAUCUAAAGGAGCGAAACGCGCCGCAAGAAAAGCUAAAACGCUAAAACGCCAUUUAAACAAAGACAAACAGGAAGGAGAAGAAGAAAUCGAUGGAAAAAUUUAUGCAGCGGAUCAUCUUUGCAAAACAAACGAAAAGGUAUAAAAUAAAGAUAAAAAGACGAUUCUACGGUCCCUCGACGAAACAAGCAAACAGCAAAAAGGAAAAAAAGCAAAAGAAAAAUCAUGAAAAAAAUAAUGGUGCACGAAAGUAGGAGCGGAGGAGAUGAUACGAAGAGAUUUAAAAAAAAAGCAACAGCAUCACCACUUUUCACCAUCACUAUCGCCAUUAUCAAAAGUAAGAAAAUGUUAACAACAACAACAAUACAUAAAUAAACACAAGCAGCAGAGCACAACGUCGAGAUCUUUCAUGAUGGUAGUCAUGAAAGGAUUCCGAGGCGACAAGCUUUUCACCGGUGCAUCCUGCCGUGCGCCGAGGGUUGCUUUUUCAUUGAACGUGAAACAACGAAAGAAAGAAUGGUAAACGUAGAAGGAGGAUAGGAGAGAAAAGAAAAAGAGCAAACGAUGCAGAAUCGGUAGAAGAGAAAAAGGGGCAGCCGACUCAACUCCCCCGCACACAUCACAUCCCCGCGCGAGAAGGAGGAAUUAUUCCCGAGGCGCCGGCCCGUGCCCCGCGAACGUGUACCAUAAUUAUUAAAAAUUAAACAAAACACACAGCAAGUUACAAUAGAUCUAGUAGUGUAUGUUCUGUAAUCGAAGAAUGAUAAGCAAAGAUAACGAAAUAAAAAAAAAAAUGGCGUGCUCGCCGUCGUAGGCGUGCCGGCAAAAAAAGCACAAAAAAAUAAUUUACAAAUAUAUUGAUUUACAUAUGCCCGUAACUCGUAAGCGGGCCGGUGGCGCAACGCGUCUACCUUUGCCGGAUUUUCAACCAAGCUUACCACUGUCGCUAUUACCACUGUCGCUAUUAUCGAUGUCGCUAUUAUCACUGUAGUAGUUACGCGAUAGGACGUGUCGCGUCGCAACACACACACGCGCGCGCACGCGCGCGCGCAGAGAGACACAGCGAAGAAGAGAGAAGAGAGAAGAAAGAAGAUAGAAGAAACGAGUACGACUCGGCAAAGGCGAAGGCAAUGGAAAUGGAAAAGGAAAAGGAAAAGGAAAAGCAACUAGUCGUCCAAGUGGCCGGCUCUCGACACGCCGGCAGAGCGAACGAUGGACGAUCGAAAGUGUGAUUAAUAGAGAAAGAAGUAGACGAACCGUAAGUGUUAAACGCGACAGAAAAAGCGGUAAAACGUUGAGGAGAAAACUGGUGAAAUGAAAAUCACCGAGCAUUGGGAAGCACGUAGUCUGCAAAACCAGCCCUUACCCAUAAUCUUAAUCUCUUUCAUGUAAAUUUGCUAAAUGUUUAAAUAAUCUAAAAAAAUGCCAUAGCCCGGAUGCGCUGGUGUAUACUCCCAGUGCAUACACACUCACAAAUACGACUCGACCUCACGAAUCAAACGCAAAAUCCGCGUCGCCAGUUCUUCGAUGGAUGGCACGCGGUAAAAUUGGUAUUCUCGCCAAGGAGCAAACAGUUUACAAUUGCACAAUUGACAGAAUCACAGACAAGCACACGACAAGAUGAAGACAAAACCGAGGCCCGCGUUUCACCGUGACGCGACGUCGGGAAUGAAUCGUCGCGGAGGAUCCGCGAUCUCGGCCAAUACACGAGUAAAAUCAAAGUUGCCCUGGUUCUCGAGCGUGCAACCCCGCGCGCUCACACACAUUCCAUACACAGGUUGUACAAUCGUCCACGUUCGUUGCCGAUAGUACGGCCGACACUCUUGCGCCUGGCGCAUGCAUCAAUCCAUACACCUUCUACACGUGUUACACUCUUUACACUCUUUACACUCCUUACACUUUGUACACUUGAUUACACACGCUACGGAUAUGUAAAGCCAAUUGAUUUUGUAAAUUGUCGAAAAAAAGCGGCAGACAUUCAAAAAACCAGAACGAUUCGGCCUUUUACGGUACUUUUUCCACGAACGUUAAAAUAUUUCAAACGCAUUGCGGAAACCAAAAAUAUGUUAGAACGUUUACUACCGAUCCGUUUGAAAAGAUCCACGCGAGGAUCGUCAGCGAUCCGCUCUCGCUUUUCAAGCGGAAAGGAAUCGUUUCGAACGCAAGUGAACGAGGAUUUACGGUUGAUAUACAAAAAGCAAUUUAUUCAAAAGACAUAUGAGAUAACAAAAAAAAAAAAAAAUGCAAGAAAAACGAGCACGAAAAUCGAAGCAAAAUUCGCGGCCUUUGGCAUACGUUUGGAUGCAGAACCGAUGAUGAAACGGCGUUUGCGUCUCGUACGCUGACGUCACACCAUGCAUCCCGGAAUUGACGUUAAUAUACCCGGAUGUGACGUGACAUAUCCUUCGUUUGAAGAAUGUCAAAGUAAAUCGAAGAACCAAGUGGGCAGGCUGGCAAUCGAGACGUGCCACCAUACGAACCAACAGAUGUUUGAUAGUGAAGAAAAAACGACGAAGACCAGCCAAUCAACCAACCAACGAACCAACAAACCAACAAAAGAACAAACAAAGUGUAAGAAAACGUCCCAAGAGAUAGACGUUAAACGAAAAAGAUGGCGCGCCUCCAGUAUACUACGUAUACUAGGUAUACGAGUAUGCUAGGUAGAGAAAAGAAGAGAGAAACGCCUGUCCCACGUACGGAGAAACCAACGUAAUAACCAUCCUAGCAAGUAGCAACGGCAUUAGGAGAGCCGUUGUUCAAAUUCGCGGCUUUACAAGCAAAAACCGUUGAUUUGUUUUCGAUCGGGUUUUAAUUUUUUAAUGAAAUAAUCUCACAACGAAUAUACCACGUACGAUCGCGCGCUAAUCGAUCCAUGCGAGAAGAUGGGGCAAAGACGUAUGUGUAUAUUCGUGACAGUGUGUAUCGUAAGUGCGCAGCAUAUGAUAAAACCGACAGUCUAGCAGUGCGAGCGCCUCGGCGGCAUUUGCGUUUUCACGCGAUGUCCCUGACCGAGCCUCCGUGAUUAAAAACCGGAAUAAGUUGUUUCAAUGUCCACUAUAUAAAUGAAGAGGCAUAGCUGAUAAGACGGUGGGUUUGCGUUCGCCGUUCGCCGUUCGCCGUUCGCCCUUCUCGAAUCGUUCGUCCCGCUUCGACCACGAGAUAAUACGAUAUAUUUAUCGGAGUACGAUUGCGAUACCGGAGCACCGACGAACUUUAAUCCUGCGAAUAAGAAAUGGAGGCUGCGAUACCAUCCCCCGGAGUUCCAAGUAAAAAGCCAAAAUCCCUUGCAUUCUUUUACACGAGCUUAAACAAGUACAUACGAGUAUUCCACAGGUUCUGGCAACGUGGAAAACUUCAUGUUCAAUUUAUUAUGGAAACGACAAACGAUAAGACAACAAAAUUUUCUUGUCCAUCGUCUUGAUCAUCUUCAGGCACUUUGACCAACGUAUCGGGACAAAACUAAACGGGACUAUUUCAAAAGGAGAGACGACGAGACAACAUCCUCUUACGAAUAUGCUGAAACUCCAGCAGAGUAGUAACGUGCCGUGAAUUUCAUCGAUCGAGACGCCGAUCGGUAAAACAAUCGUCGACGACGAACGUGCGAACCCACCGUGCUGGCUCGUCGUUGCGAUCCGAGGAAGCCUCGACGCUUCUCGGUUUUCACGACGAGUCGAUACUCUUUUCAAAAUAUUCUCCAAAUUUUUUGUUCACGAGAAUGUGUUUUCUUUACCCUAACCCCAUUUACAACCCGCCGUAUACGCGUCCGAGGAGAAAAACCGAGUCCAAAGCUUCUUUCUUUGAAUCUAGAAAAUUUUACGAAAACUCCAUAAAGUACUGCACGCUUUCGAGUAUAAAAAGUAAUUACAAAGGAUAGGAUAGAACGUACGUAGGGAAAUUUCGAGGAUAAUAUGGAAAAAUGUAAAAGUCCGCUUAGUGGGUGCCUUCGUCAGGGUUUUCUGUUACAGUUAAACAGACGUUUCAAGUAUAACUCACAACUAGUAGUACUAUGGUAGAACAGUUAUUACAGUGUACCGCAAUAAACAGUUAACUAAGUAAGUAUACAGGAAGCACAUGGUCUUUUCAGUGUCUACAAUCUUGUCGUACACCACCGCCAAUCGCGUAGUGGAACGACCGGAAAUACCGGAUUCAUUUCGUACGCAAUUUCCUCUGACCCCGGAACAUCCCUCAACAUCCGACAUAAAAACGUAGUUUCCCGCAAACUUUUCGACGUUAAAAACAUUUUCGGAAUUCGAAUGAACGCGCGGUCCAUAUCUCAACUCAACGAAAUUACAUACGAAAUUAUCCCGAAGAAGAUAUCCCAAUCGGCAAGACGAACGCGAGCUACGACGUUUUACCCGUUCGACCCGACCGCCGUUCGUUUCCUCGAUCCCCGCCGAUUCCUCUCCUCAAAAUCCAAUCAGUAUUUAACAGAAUAAAUAUGCUACUAAGUGUACUAAGUGUUCGUAGUUUAGGCAACGUGUACGUUGUAUGCUCCGAAUAGGUGAGAGAGAAAGAUAACCGAGAGAGCGAAAGCGAGAGCGCGAAAGGGAGACGAUUGUACGGUGGAGUCACACAUAUUUAAACUAACAGAUAAUAAUUAAUUAAUUACAGUACCGUAACCAUUUGUCAAGUCAAGUUAAUUAACAGUUAACCGUAACUCAUACACGCAUAAUUAUUAAUUAAACGUACUCGACUCUAUAUUCUAAGGACAGCAGCGACCGCACACAGCGUCGUCGCAUUUAUUCGAUAAAUCGCGCAGGCACUCACUACGGAAAUGAAUCGAAGGACUGUGGGACUCGGACGCGGAUCGGAAGGUGCUUGAACGAGCGUCGCGACGCGUACAGUAUUAUCAACGAGAAACUGUCGAAAAUCCUUUAGAUCUACGGUGAAACGGCACCCGGAAAAUAUCCUGGAAACGGAGAAACAGAGAGACAGAGAAACAGAGAAAAAAGAGAAAACAUCGGAAUCUUAGCGGCUUGUUGUUGGUCAAAGAAACGCGAAGCUACGCGCGUUCAAGUUUCCCCCGUUUUUCAUUAGUCUUUCAAGUGCAGCGUUCAGUUACUUCACUUAUGACGUUGCUUUCAACACAAUACAAAACACCCCGCCACCCAUCCUUACAGAUCAAACCCAUUCACCGUAUCCUCAACCCACGGGUAAUCCUCUCAGUGCCAACCCCCAGUUUCACGUGUACGCAUUGUUUCAAAUUUGUUCGCCACGUCUCAGUUACGAGUUUCACGCGACGUCAGUCCGUGUACCGCGUUCUCCUCUUCAUUAACUAAAACUCGUUCCAUUACGAGUUUUCUCGCAAAAAUCGAACCAUACGAAACGCAAUAUUCACCGUGAUUCGUUGAGAUUCGUUGCGAUUCGUUGCGAUUCGUUGCGAUUCGUUGCGAUUCUUUGCGAUUCCUUGUGUUUCGCUGUGUUUCGUUGCGAUUAAAACAUGAAAACACGUUAUCCAAGAUGACAAAAGAAAUCUUUACAAAAACAGAUACUUUGGAGAUAUUGUCGCUUGAUCAGUUCAAGAUCGGAGUAAAUAAAUUUCGAAAAAUGGGAGAAACGCGGCGGCACACGGCUGGCGUCGAUUAUCGAUGAAAAGCAAACGAGUUAAGUUUCAAAUGUCAGACAUUUUACGUACAGUUUGUUAUCAAGUAACACAGCGCAGAUUAUUGUUAAUUUUCGGCGCCCGUUUUCGUCGCGUUUCUAUUCGUCUCCGAUGAGAACAACUUACGGAGAAACCGCGAAGCAAUUGGUGGUAAAACGGCUGUCUAGCACGAUGCGACGAAAAUGUGCGUGCUCGGGUUUAAUGGUAUCGAUUGAGUUUGGUCGAAGUCCCCUUUUGGGCAAAUUAUAUCGACGCACUUCCGGUUCCACCGGCCCGUCCAAAUUCAGACGAUCGGAGAAAGGGAUUAAGAAAGAGCCUGCUUUCGUCCGGAUCAUCAAUUCGAAAUUCAAUUCUAGUCAAAAAAGGGUACAAAGCCGUAAACGAGUUGACUCUCGUUUGGCAAAAAAGAUCGGUACUUAUUUAUCGCGAGUCGUUCGAGCGCGAGGAAAAACCGGCUCGAAUCGAAAUCGAUCGGUACGAGGCUCGUGGGAAAGUGGUACUACGGAAGAUCGGAGCUCGGAGGAGCUCGAAGAAGCUCGAAGAAGCUCGGAGAACCUUGGCGGCCUGUCGAUCGAAAUUGGCGUAGGGGGGGGGAGAAAAACAAAUCUUUUCGAUGAAAUUCCGAGGACGAAUUCUGAAAAAGAAAUGGGCCAGUGGGACCGUAUACUGGAAAAAUAUCCGCGUUGUUGACAAAAGCAAGUAGCCUCUUUUCGUUGUAUCAAAAGUCGGCCAAAGUCCGAUCGAUCCUUGUAUAAGCAAAAACGACACACUUUCAAAAUCCUAGAAAAUGGAUGUACGGUGCGAAUGAAUAUUUCGAAAGCUUCGAUGAUAAAAAUUGUUAUUGCUCAUUCGUAUUUUACUUUCUUUUUUUAUUCUGCAAAAUGCCUGCCCAUCCACGCUUUUCAGCCAGGACACUAGGCGGAUCCUCGUUCGCGUUUUAAAAAUCAUCCAAGUUGCGUCGAUUCUCUCUUUCUCCUUUUGAGACGGACGACGACAAUUUCUAUUUCGCUGGUAAGAAGGGACAACAAAACGCGACACGAAGAUCUGCCACACUGUUCCAGCAUUUUGAUACCGCGAUUAAUCCACUACUAUUAUUAUUAUUAUCGCUAUUAUUAUCGCUAUUUUUAUUAUAAUUAUCGCUAUUAUUACCGCUACUAGUUUAUAAUGAUUAGUUGAUUAUUACGAAAAAAAUUGCUAAAGGGCAAUUGGAGGCGUAUUUUUUAGAGAGAAACGCGAAAGAGAGCGCGAGCUCGAUUCAAGUUCGCUCGAAUCAUCCAAGCCAUAAUAUUACACUCACUGUCGAUCGAUUACAAUCUUGAAAGAAAAACGAAAAAAAAAAAGAAAAAAAAACAAAAUAAAA